Molecule: messenger RNA, 1806 nt
Organism: Apus apus (common swift)
Lineage: Eukaryota; Metazoa; Chordata; Aves; Apodiformes; Apodidae
Product: basic proline-rich protein-like
Exons: 3
Coding region: 1-1806 (601 amino acids)
Source: RefSeq, a predicted model, not a curated record
AUGCUACAGGUACUACAAGAAGAAUCUCUUAAUAUCAAACCAGAGAAAGCAGAAACAAACACUGGAAACUUGGGCCUGAAAGGAAAAAGGAAUUCAACACUGUUAGAAGUAUCAGGUUAUCAGAUACUCCAAGAAGGACUCAGGAGAACAGCGCAAGGCAGCCGGCAGAGCAGCGCAGGGCGCCGGGCUGGGCGCAGCCUGCCCGGCAGCUCCGCCGCCGCUCGCGGGGCCCUGCCCGGUCCAGCCCGGCCCCGCGGCGCCCCCCGCCCGUUCGCCAAGCGGAGAUGCGGGCCGGCCGAGCCCGGCAUCCCUGCUCCAGCCUUCCCGCCGCCCGCCCCGGCCAGGCCAGGCCGGCCUCGCUCCGCAGCUCCCCCUGAGCGGCCCGUGCCGGAGGCCCCGUCCGGCGAGGCAGCCAGAGGUGGCGGCGUCUCCCUCCCUCCCUCCCUCCCCCCCCCGCCACCUACCGCACGGUCCCGGGCCCCCGGCGCCGCUGCCGCCCUGGCACGGACCCGCGCAGGGUCCCGGCGCAUCCCCCUCCCGCCCGGCUCCGCGGGCCCAGACGCGCAGCUGAGGGGCGGCCCGAGCGCUCCAGGGAACCCGCCGCCUGCCCCGCCCCGCGCCCCCGCUAUUGGGCAGCGCGGCCGCCCGUCCUACCGCGCCCGGCUGUCAUUGGGCAGCGGCCACGUCGCUCAAACCAAUCCCCGCCUCCCCCCCCCCCCCAAGCCGCCCGGUGGCGGUGACGCCCAGCAGGGUCCGCCCGCCCCCCCAGCCCGGCGGCCGUUCCGCUUUCAGCCCGCCCCCCCUCCCUUCUCUUCGCCGCCAAUUGGCGCAGGGACCUGCCUGUCACACCGGCCCCGCCCCUGCCCCGGGGAGCUGUCCGUCAGGCGCGGCCCCACCCCCCUUCCCGCUCUCAUUGGGCGGCAGUGCCGCCACUCAACGCCUCGGCCCCACCCCCGCAGGCGGGAGGGCGAGCUAUUGGCUGCAGCCGAGCGCUCGGCCCCGCCCCCGGCUCGGCGGCGCGCGCCCUCUGGGGUGGCGCGCUGUUGCUGCUGCCGCCGCUCGGGCGCGUGCCUCCCCCCCCCGCCUCCAGCCGCGGCUGUUGCCUCGCGCGCGCCCGCCCAGUCCCGCCGUCUCGCGCUGCCCUCGCCGCUGUUGUCUGCGGCGCGCGCCGGCCCGCGCGGCACCGGCGGUAAGGACCGAGCCCGGGGGGGCGGGGGGGGGAGCGGGGGGUCCCUGCCCGGGGGUCCCUGCCCGGGGUCCCUGCCCGGGGGAGCCGAGCGCGGGGCUCCCGCGCGGCUGGGGACGGGGCCGAGCGGCGCGGCGGCGGGGGAAGCGCGGCCGGAGCGGCUUCGGCUUCGGAGCCGGGGCGGAGGCGGGGGUGCCCGCUGGGUGUGGGGGGGGGGGGCGGGACGCGCAUCCCCGGCGGGGCGCGGCGGCACCGUCUGCCGCGGCUCCCCUCCUGCCUGCCCGGGCGGCCGCCGCGGGUCCGCCGCCGGGCCGGGGGCCGCCCGCCCCCCCGGGGGCAGCCGGGCCGGGGGCAGGGCGGCAGGCCCGCGGCCUCCGCCGCGCCGAGGUGCCCCCGAGGCGGGAGGGACCGUGGGUGUCGGCGCCGCCCCCCGGGCUUUUCCCGCCGGCGCGGUGGGUCCCGCGGCGGCUGCCGAGGGGCCCUGCGUGUCGCCGCAUCAGGUACGAGCUGCUCCGGCCGGUGGACGCGCCGUCCUGAUGAGCCUCGGUCACCGCGCGCCUUGGCCUCCGCCUGCGGGGUUUCUUGCGGGCGGGAGGUUCAGUUACGCGUUCAGGACUUGA